AUGGGAGAUCAACCAUUGACCAAAGCAGAUUUUCAGGGUUUUACCGUGGCUCUAACCUCGGCCCUAACUGCUUUGACUAAUCAGAUGAAAGUUUUAACCAAUCAGACGGAAGCUUUAACCAACAAGGUUAUCAAAGCCGGACAAAGAGAAAGGAGAGGAGAACGAAUUAGGGUUCUACAUGUUCAAGACAAUAGUGUCGAAUUUAGCAAUCACAUGAACAUGCUAAUCGAUAGAUUGAAGAUAGCCGGCAAAAGUCAGAAAAUAGACAAAGAAGGAGAUUCAAUUAGGGUUCCAAGAGAUGAAAACAAUUGUGUUGUUGUUAUUGAAAACCCUAGUUCUCUUGAAGAAGACUUUGUAGAGAAAGAGAUUGAUCAACAGAAUCUGCAUGAUAAUAAUGCUUUUCACACUAAGGCAGAUAUUUCAUUAUCCUAUGAAAUCCCAGAAGUGGAGAAGACAGAAGUUCCAGAAGGAGUGCUAGUGAUCUACAAAGAUUUUAAGAAACUGAUUGCAGAUGAACAAGGGAAGAAAAAGAUUGAUGUUGGCAAGCAGAAGGGAACCAAAGUUUUCAAAGAGGAUGAUGAUUUAAUUGUGUUCCUCCAUAACAAGAAGUUUCAAGUUGUUACAUACAACAAAGCACAACCUAGCAACUAUGGUCAGCCUUUUAAAGAGAUGUGA
Molecule: messenger RNA, 675 nt
Organism: Microthlaspi erraticum
Lineage: Eukaryota; Viridiplantae; Streptophyta; Magnoliopsida; Brassicales; Brassicaceae
Source: the annotation of a GenBank genome assembly